AAGUAUUCAUACUUGGUUAUCGCCAAAGACUUUACUGAUCCCGGUUGUCUUGAACGCCGCAUGGCUGUCAGAAAUCAACAUCUUGUUGAGAUCACCGAGAUUAAUAAACAAGGUCUUGUGUAUGUUGGCGGUGCCACCUUGGAUUCUCACGAGUCUGGAAAAAUGACUGGCAGUGCUAUAAUUGCCUGGAGUGAUUCUGUCGAACAGCUCAAGGAUAGAAUCGAAAACGAUCCUUACUACAAAGGCAAGGUUUGGGAAAAGUACGAAAUCUACCCUUACCGUAUCGCAAUCCACGGCGAAACUAAGAAAUAG
This is a messenger RNA of Phycomyces blakesleeanus NRRL 1555(-), 312 nucleotides long. RefSeq lists its product as hypothetical. NCBI's taxonomy places the organism in Eukaryota, Fungi, Mucoromycota, Mucoromycetes, Mucorales, Phycomycetaceae. The record is from RefSeq and is a predicted model, not a curated record. The transcript is spliced from 2 exons. The annotation marks the transcript as partial.